Molecule: messenger RNA, 1890 nt
Organism: Diplodia corticola
Lineage: Eukaryota; Fungi; Ascomycota; Dothideomycetes; Botryosphaeriales; Botryosphaeriaceae
Product: aminoglycoside phosphotransferase
Exons: 1
Coding region: 1-1890 (629 amino acids)
Source: RefSeq, a predicted model, not a curated record
AUGCCCAGCAGCAUCAAGAGGCUGUUUGCCUGCCUCGACGACCAUGACGCCCGCGCCUGCCCCCCGGCCUCCGCCCGAUCUGCACACGGCUCCGCUAAAAAGCCACGCCUGGCUGGCACAGCCAAGGCCCUCCGCAACCUCUCCCACACGCUCCGCCGCAACCCCGUCACGCCCACCCGCAGCUUCAAGGGCCCAACCGACCACGCUCCCCCAGUCCAGCCCCAGCGGACCCAGCGGACCCAGCGGACCCCCGACGCUGAUCCCGCCCGCCCCAACGCCCGCUGGGGCCCCGUCCUCGCCAUCCCGGACGACGCGCUGGUCAGCCUGGUGCAGCUGUUCACCUUCUCGACCCUGAGCAAGUCCGCCACCCACAUCGCCGUGCUCGCCCGCACCCACGGCCGGAACAAUGCCGUCUACACCCUCGAGUACAGCUGCCCCGCCCCAACCAGAGUCUGCGUGCGCAUCCCCGCCUGCGGCUGGGGCGACCGCUGGCUGCCCUCGGACCAGGAUGCCCUGCGCAAUGCCGCCCUCACCAUGCGCUACCUCCGCAACCGCACCCGUCUGCCCGUGCCCGAUGUUCUGCAGUACGAUACCACCUUCAACAACGCCCUCGGCGCUCCCUACAUCCUGAUGUCGUGCGUCGAGGGACGUCCGCUGCCCGACGUCUGGUACGACACCACAACCACCACCCUCACUCUCGAGGAAAAACGCCAAAACGCCCUUCGCUCCCUCGCCACUGCCAUCGCCUCACUCCGUUCGCUCACCUUUCCCCAAAUGGGCCCACUCCUCUUCCACCCCGGCAACGGCGACGACCCGGACCAACAUCCCUACGUUGACGCCGCUAUCAUGGCCCCCUUCGGCCGCGAUCCAGUAUGCAGUCCUGUGCGGCCAAGCAACGAGAAAAAAGAAGAGGAGGGAGUCAGAUUCGACCCGCACGACGAGCACCUCUCCACUCCCGAACACGACUCCCGCGCCUAUUUUUUCAGCUGCCUAGAUGCAGCCCGUACGUACGCCAUAUCGCGCGAGCGCACGGCCGAGGUGCGCGGUGUCUUCAAGAUGUGGCGGUUGCUGAUGGAGGAGAUGCCUUGGCCGGGGUAUUACUCCUCCCCCUCCACUUCCUCCUCCCCCAGCAACAAGAACAACAACAGCCGCACCAACACCACCACCACCGCUAGCAGCAGCACCGCCGUCACCACCGCCCUCGGCGAAGUCGGAGAGUACGACAACCAGCAACAAGAAAAAGAAGAGGAAAAAGAAGAGGAAAAAGAAGAGGAAAAAGAAGAAGACGAAGAUGCCGGCAUCAACGGCGAGACCUUCGUCCUCGCGCCCCCGGCCGACUUCGACGCCGCCAACAUCCUCGUCGACCCGCGCACCGGGGCCGUCGCCGGCGUCGUCGACUGGGACCUGCUCGAGACGCAGCCGCUCAUGCUCGGCUGGCCGGCGUGCCCGGACCUGCUCGCCGUCGACUGGACGCGCGGCGUGACGUGGCCAAGGCGACCGCCCUUUUCGCCGAGGACGUCCAUGACGACGGCGGCGACGGCGACGGCGACGGCCAGGCCGAUGGCGACGAUGAUGGAGGAAUGCAUGUUGGAGGAGGGGAGGGGGUGGGAUGGCUAUCGGGGCGAUUACGUGGCGUAUCUGAGGCAGGCGGCGGGCCAUGGGGGGCUGGAUGGGCUGUGCGACUUGUAUGCGAGGAAGGGGCAUUUGUACCAGGCGGUUCUGCGGAGCCUGGACGAUCUGGACCGCAUGAGGGAGGUGCUGGAUCGCGUGUUGGAGGUGGCGCUGCCGAGGGUGAAGCGGGCGGAGCUGGUCACGCUGGUGGGGGAGGCGGGCUUGAGUGUGGAGCAGGAGAGGUUUGUCAGGGCGAGGUUUAGGGACUUGUUGAUGUGA